CCAGUGCAAUUUUCGUAUAAAUAGACUCACCUGCCGGCAUUGGGCAUCAUUAAAUAAAAACGUUCGUUCAAUUAACAACUGCAGUGCUGAGGUCCCCAGUCGAAAGGAUAAUUCUGCCUUUUGGAUUACACUUCUGAUCUUCGAACAAAAUGAAGAACUUUGCUCUAUGUCUGCUGGUCGCCGCCCUGAUGAGCUGCUGCCAGUCUGCCCCCCAAAAGGCGGAGGAGCCCAUCGCCAUCAUCAGCCAGGAGUCCAACAUUGAGCCGGAUGGAUCCUACAAUUAUGCCUACGAGACGGCCAACGGAAUCAAGGCCGAGGAGACCGGAACCCUGAAGAAGGCCACCUCCCCGGACUCCAGUGACGUGAUCAUCGCCCGGGGAUCGGUGUCCUACACCUCGCCCGAGGGCAACCUGAUCACUCUGAACUAUUCGGCCGAUGACGAGAACGGUUUCCAGCCGCAGGGCGACCAUCUGCCCACUCCGCCACCAAUCCCGCCGGCGAUUCAGAAGGCGCUCGACUAUCUGCUCAGCCUGCCCCCCGCAAAGCGUCUAUUGAUAGAGAUGAAAUUCCUACUGCUGAUUGCCCUGUUUGUGGUUGCUGCCUCGGCGACGGACAGCAAUGACCCGAUUUCCCAGGAAUCCAAUGUGGAGUAUAAUGGCAAAUACCAUUACCACUACGAGCUCAAGGACGGUUCCAAGGCCACUCAGGAUGGCGUGUUGAAGUCAGUGAAUGCCGAUCACAAUGGCGAAUCGGUGCAUGGCAAGUACUCCUUCGUGGGCGACGAUGGCCAGACCUAUGUGGUGUCCUAUGUGGCGGACGAGAACGGAUUCCAGCCGGUGGGCGAGCACCUGCCCACGCCACCACCCACUCCCGAGUCCGUUCUGAAGGCCCUGGAGUACAUCCGGCUGCAUCCCUACCAGACGCCCGAGAAGAAGCACUAAACAUGCCACUAGAACUGAGCCAAAAUGUGAUUGGAACCAAAAGAACUGAGACAAUUAAAACAGAUAUUUAAAAUCAACAAA
Drosophila gunungcola (fruit fly) is the source of this 1022-nucleotide messenger RNA. Its product is annotated as endocuticle structural glycoprotein SgAbd-1-like. Gene Ontology annotation, cellular component: chitin-based extracellular matrix. Lineage: Eukaryota; Metazoa; Arthropoda; Insecta; Diptera; Drosophilidae. The transcript is spliced from 5 exons. Bases 150 to 941 code for a protein of 263 amino acids. Gene Ontology annotation, molecular function: structural constituent of chitin-based larval cuticle. The record is from RefSeq and is a predicted model, not a curated record.